Chiloscyllium plagiosum (whitespotted bambooshark) is the source of this 2398-nucleotide messenger RNA. RefSeq names its product SERTA domain-containing protein 2-like. The record is from RefSeq and is a predicted model, not a curated record. Gene Ontology annotation, molecular function: transcription regulator activity. Gene Ontology annotation, cellular component: nucleus. NCBI's taxonomy places the organism in Eukaryota, Metazoa, Chordata, Chondrichthyes, Orectolobiformes, Hemiscylliidae.
AUUUUUUUCAACUAAUAUGUAAUUAAUGUUUAAUCAUUCUUAUUCCUGACGAUGCAUGUUUGUUCAGGUCACCUGUUUAAUUUGAAUACCCACUCCUUUGGCCCAGUACAUUCACCGAUAUAAAAAGCAUUGACUGUUAAAUGAAGUUCUUAACAGAUAAACAAAAGUGUUUACUUUAGUUCUUCGUAAUUCUCUUUCGUUUUAACGAGUAUUUUAAGGAUUCUACAUCGUGCAACUCUUUUGAAAUGCAUUCGUGUUUUCUACUAUCACAGAAAUAAAAGGGAGCCAGUUGUGAAAUAAGUUUUUAAUUGUUCUAUAGUUUUGCUUUAGGCGCUUUUAUUUCACUAAUGUUUUACAGUAUCUAAGUGGAUUGCAGCGUAUAAAGCCUCAACAAACUCCUGUUAACGGACACGGCAGACACUGAAAAAAUUUCUGAAAUAGCACAGUUGGGGCCCUGUCUGUUUGUUGGGCAGUCCUCUGACUGUUCACUAAGCUGGAGAUGGACACUACUGCAAGCCUCAAAGCUCCACCCACUCUUUCAAGCUCCACUCCUUUCCACGGCAGCUUAGUGCUCUGCGUCAUUGUGCUUGUGCAGUUGCUGUUUGUCAGCUGUCUGAAAAAAGCAAGACAGCUGCAUGGCAGUUUGUGCAAGUGAGAAUUCUAGCUUGCACACAAAAACUGGUCAAAAAACCAACCGAGGACUAAUUCACUUUCAUUUGAUAUGUUCAAAAUGUACUAUCAGAGUAACUCCAAAGAUUUAGAAAUAAACACUGUGGCACUUUGGAACAAGAUUCAUGUUGGCUAAAGGACUGAAGCGCAAGCUUAGUGAUUACGAAGAAAAUAUGGCUGGUGUUCCUGGUGCCUUUGAUUCUAACCCAGGGCUGCCCUACACUUUGCAGAGACAGUUGGUACUUAAUAUGUGCCUUAUCAAAUUGCAAAGCUGUCGGAUGCUGGUGGAACCAAACUUGCACCGUUCUGUCCUUAUCGCAAAUACUGUUCGGCAGAUCCAGGAGGAAAUGAGGCAAGAAAGCAGUCAAGAAGGAUCUAAUAUCUGCAGUGGAACAAGCCCAGUUCCAGACUCAUAUACAGCAUCUCAGGCCAGUAUUGAAUUAACUGGAACACCAUCAACCAUUCAAAACAGUUCUCUGGAUUUGAAUAUUUCUUCAGAUUUUUCAGAAAAUCAGAUUGAGAACUCUCUAGUAGUUGUUUCAGAUGAUGACAUGUCAUCCGCCAUUUCAUCAAUCCUUAAAGAUUUGGAUUUCAUGGAGGAUAUUAGCCCAUCUCCUUGUCCUGCACCUGCAGGUGAAGAUGACCCAAAUUCAGACAUUUCUUUGGCAGACAGACCACAAGAAACUAGGCCUGCAGAAACUGUGUUUGGCUCUUUUGAAAUCACAAAUUCAACGAGUUACCUAACAGAUCUUGCUUUUGAUGACAUAUUUGAAGACAUUGACACGUCCAUGUAUGACUCAGAUCUGUGCUUACUUCCAUUAACACCUGCUAGAACACCACCAGCUAGCGUGGAUGAUGUUUCAAAACCCUUUCAGUUAUGCAACUCUGCGUCAGUGAACACCAUUCAGAUCUGCAGAGUAGAUUUGAGUGACCUGGACCAUAUCAUGGAAAUUCUUGUAGGAUCCUAAUUCAUCACUGGGGUGUUGCAGAAUUUUGUGUGCUUGUCUUCCGAAUUAAUUAUAACAACUAUAGCUGUACCAUUAGAGAUGGAAACAGCCAGUAUAAUAGCUAGCUGUGUUCAUUGGAGGGUUUAAGUAAUUUUCAACUUUUUAAAUAUUUUAAGAAGUUGGAAACAAAAUGCUACAGCAAGAACUCUGGUACUUAGCAUGUGAAUUAUGGCAGAAGAACUGUUGGCUAGUAAUGAUAACUUCUGGUUUGCUAUGCACAAAUGUGCCCUUAACCACUUGGGUUAUUUUUUUAAUGGGAUAAGAUUGUUUUUAAGAAAUGAAUGAACUGCUGAAACAUGUUGAACAUUAACUUAAUCAACUAAACCUUUAAUAGAGACUGAAUAGUAUUUUGUGUUUCUGUACAUCUUUUUAAUAGUUAUGGUUUUCAGCAUUUAUAUCUGCAGUGUGAGAGGAACUAAUUAUCUGAAGGACAUUGUUAGCAGGUUUAUUCUAUUGACUAAAGCACACAGUAUGUUUUAUUUCCUUACAGAUGUUUUAUAUGGUAUUCUUGAACCAACAAAGACACCUUUAUCAAAGGUUACAAAAAUGUUUUAUAUGACAUUUAAACUAUUUAUUUUUUUAGAAUUUUAUACUCUAAAUCUCUAUGUUUGAUGUUUGUCUUAUUUGGUUUUUAGUUCCAGUCUGGCAGGCUUUGCUGUUGGAUUUGACUUACACUACCUCUCCUAAGAUCUAACAAUAAAGCUUUGGUUUUUUAAAAAAAA